Thamnophis sirtalis is the source of this 2110-nucleotide messenger RNA. Lineage: Eukaryota; Metazoa; Chordata; Lepidosauria; Squamata; Natricidae. The record is from RefSeq and is a predicted model, not a curated record.
UUUUUUCCUUCCUUCCUUCCUCUGGCGCACGUGUCCUCUCCGGUCUUCGCUCUGGCGGAAGGAUGGCGGCGAAUACCGGGAAGCUUCCGAUGCGGCUUCUGCGCAAGAAACUGGAAAAGCGCAACCGCAAGAUCCGUCAGCGCAAUUUGGCCCAGCAAGGAGCCGCCGAUCCAAGCCUGGCUGCGGGAGCAUCGCCUGCGGGAGAAACGCUGGAAAAUGCAGUGGAGAAUGUCUCAGAAGUUUCCAACAUUUCAGAAACAGCAAUGAAAGACCACAAAAUGACAGAGGGGGACUUACCUGAUGUAACAAAAGCUGAGAAACCUGACGGUAGACAACCUGGGAUGAAGAAGAAGAAAAAGAAAAGGAAAAUUGAAAAUUGUGCAGAAAAUGGUGGUAAAAAAGCAAAAAAUGAGGAAGAAGAUCUUAAAACACAAGGGGCUUUAUCUGGGAAUCUCGAAGAAGGAGAAGAAAAUGCUGAGGGUCUGACUGAAGAAGAAGCAUCCGAUGAUGCUGAUGGACCUGUCUUGCCUCUGGGUUUAACAGGUGCUUUUGAGGAUACGUCCUUUGAGUCUCUUAAUGAUCUUGUCAGUGAGAACACGUUGAAAGGAAUAGCAGACAUGGGAUUUACACACAUGACAGAAAUUCAGCAUAAAAGUAUUAAACCGCUUUUGGAAGGCAGAGACAUUUUAGCAGCUGCAAAAACUGGCAGUGGCAAAACUCUUGCAUUUCUCAUUCCAGCCAUAGAACUUAUCUACAAGUUAAAAUUUAUGCCUAGAAAUGGGCAAACAGAAACAGACUAAACGCACAACCACAUUUUUCCAGUUCUGCAAUGCGGAUUCUGGAAUACUCUUAUGCACAGAUGUCGCUGCUCGCGGGCUGGACAUUCCAGAGGUUGACUGGAUAGUUCAAUAUGACCCACCAGAUGACCCAAAGGAAUAUAUUCAUCGUGUUGGGAGAACAGCCCGUGGAAUCAAUGGAAGGGGACAUGCCCUGCUCAUUUUAAGGCCAGAAGAACUGGGAUUCCUGCGUUACCUUAAGCAAGCCAGGGUGCCAUUAAGUGAAUUUGAAUUUUCUUGGUCUAAAAUUUCUGACAUUCAAUCUCAGCUGGAAAAAUUGAUUGAGAAGAACUACUUCCUCCACAAAUCAGCCCAAGAAGCAUACAAAGCCUAUAUAAGAGCUUAUGAUUCCCACUCUUUGAAGCAGAUCUACAAUGUCCAUAACUUGGAUUUGAUCAAGGUUGCUUUGUCCUUUGGCUUUAAGGUCCCGCCAUUUGUAGAUCUCAAUGUAAACAGUAGCCAUGGAAAGAGACUGCAAAAAAGAGGCGGAGGAGGUGGCUUUGGCUACCAGAAGGCAAAGAAUGUUCAGAAAUCCAAAAUCUUCAAGCAUAUUAACAAGAAAAAAUCCGACAACAGACAAUUUUCCCGCUGAAUUGCUUUAUUCCGUGUUGACAGAAAUGGCCAUAUUACUUUUCAACCAAUGUACAAUCUUAUUCAUUUGGGGACAGAAUUAUAUUUACAGAUUGUAUAUACAGAUUUCAAAUUAAAGCUCAAUAUUUCAACAUGAUCUGGUCCAUUCUAAUCAUCAUCUUAAUGUGGAAGAAUCCUGUAUGUUGUUUCCCCAGCUGUUCCAUGAAUAGUUGUACAAUGGGAUCUAAUCCUGUACUCCAGAUGAUAUAAGCUAAUUCAUAGCUUCUUUGCAGUGCAGGUACCAGUGUAAUCAAAGCUUUCUGGUUGCCUAGAAAUCUCCCAAAAGCAGAUCUCAUGAUCACAGUGUAUAGUAUAUUAUUUGGUUCUUUUUACUUUUCUUCUACAAACUGUUUGAAAUAUUGGGCAUAUUCUGGAAUUUGACUAUAAACUAUGUAGUGGUUUUUAAAACAUGAUUUUUCUACUGUAAAGAUUUUUAUUGGGAUGAUCUUACUUCUAAGUCAAAGUUUGGCUACUAGGAUUAUACUUACACCUGAAACGUUUUGUCUUCUUAGAUCUAGUGAUGCCUUCAGAAUGAUGUUUUGUAAAUAGUAAAGGAAGUUUGAAGCAGAAAGGACUAUUAUUUUGCAAUUAUAUAAAAAUCAUACUUUGAAAGUCAUAAAAUAAAUACAUUGGGAAAGCUUGUA